This is a messenger RNA of Debaryomyces hansenii CBS767, 4227 nucleotides long. RefSeq names its product Pga18p (gene PGA18). NCBI's taxonomy places the organism in Eukaryota, Fungi, Ascomycota, Pichiomycetes, Serinales, Debaryomycetaceae. The coding region runs from base 1 to 4227 and encodes 1408 amino acids. The record is from RefSeq and is a predicted model, not a curated record. The transcript has a single exon.
AUGAAGUUUAUAUAUACAAUCGUUUUAAUUUGCUUAGCAUUCGCAAGUGGUGCAUCUUCCAAGCAUAAUCUCUCGCUGAGUGCUGAUAUCGAGGAAAGUGGAGGUGGUGAAGGGGAUUAUGGCGGAACUUCAACAUAUUAUACUACCUGUUAUGCCCCGGAGACUAGUACGGUGGUUAUUACAUCGUGUUCUGAAAACUCUUGCGCUACCAAGAGUCAUGAAACGGGAAUUACCGUUGUGACUACAAUUACGCUGGGAGUAUCGACAGUUUUCACCACAUAUUGUCCAUUAUCGACCGAACACCAGGUUAUAGAAAAAACUGAUUCAGCUGGUCAAGUAACAACUUCUACCGUGCCAAUUGAUACAGAUAAUCCUCAACCAACUUCGGACGAUUGUGAAAAUGAAGAUUCAGAUGAUGAAGACGAGGACGAAUGUGACACUCCUACUUCUUGCCACACUUGUGCCGAAUCUACGUCAAGUUCAGCACCUUCUGAAAUUAUAGGUUCUGUAUCUGUGAGCUCAACCAUUUCUGAAGAGGUAUCAUUGCUGAGUUCAAUACCUAGUGUUUCACUGAAAAUCGAGUCAAGUUCGAGUAUAAAGGAUACUUCUGUUACCUCAACAUCAGAAUCUACGGAAUACACUACGAUUUAUGCUCCUACAACAUCAACUAUUACCAUAACUUCCUGUGAUGGGGGUUCCUGUCACACAUCUACUGUACCAACUGGAAUUACCAUAGUUACUGUUACUGACGAAACACAAGUUACUACGUAUACUACGUACUGUCCAACAACAGAAGUUGUACCAAUUACUCCCACUUCUUCGUCACCUGAAGUACCAUCUUCCAAAGCACUGUCGUCUCCUGGAAAACUGUCCUCUAAGGAACAAUUUUCAUCCAGCGCAACACUGUCGUCCCUUCAAUCUUCGUCGUCUUCCGAGAUAUUGACAUAUUCCAAAGUGGUUUCGUCUAAAGUGUCGUCUGUACAAUCUAGUUCCACCCAUCCUAGUUCAAGUAUCAAGUCAAGUUCUGAAGAAAGUCUGAAAUUGUCAUCAAGUGUCUCACUGGAAAUCGAGUCAAGUUCGAGUAUAAAGGAUACUUCUGUUACCUCAACAUCAGAAUCUACGGAAUACACUACGAUUUAUGCCCCUACAACAUCAACUAUUACCAUAACUUCCUGUGAUGGAGGUUCCUGUCACACAUCUACUGUACCAACUGGAAUUACCAUAGUUACUGUUACUGACGAAACACAAGUUACUACGUAUACUACGUACUGUCCAACAACAGAAGUUGUACCAAUUACUCCCACUUCUUCGUCACCUGAAGUACCAUCUUCCAAAGCACUGUCGUCUCCUGGAAAACUGUCCUCUAAGGAACAAUUUUCAUCCAGCGCAACACUGUCGUCCCUUCAAUCUUCGUCGUCUUCCGAGAUAUUGACAUAUUCCAAAGUGGUUUCGUCUAAAGUGUCGUCUGUACAAUCUAGUUCCACCCAUCCUAGUUCAAGUAUCAAGUCAAGUUCUGAAGAAAGUCUGAAAUUGUCAUCAAGUGUCUCACUGGAAAUCGAGUCAAGUUCGAGUAUAAAGGAUACUUCUGUUACCUCAACAUCAGAAUCUACGGAAUACACUACGAUUUAUGCCCCUACAACAUCAACUAUUACCAUAACUUCCUGUGAUGGGGGUUCCUGUCACACAUCUACUGUACCAACUGGAAUUACCAUAGUUACUGUUACUGACGAAACACAAGUUACUACGUAUACUACGUACUGUCCAACAACAGAAGUUGUACCAAUUACUCCCACUUCUUCGUCACCUGAAGUACCAUCUUCCAAAGCACUGUCGUCUCCUGGAAAACUGUCCUCUAAGGAACAAUUUUCAUCCAGCGCAACACUGUCGUCCCUUCAAUCUUCGUCGUCUUCCGAGAUAUUGACAUAUUCCAAAGUGGUUUCGUCUAAAGUGUCGUCUGUACAAUCUAGUUCCACCCAUCCUAGUUCAAGUAUCAAGUCAAGUUCUGAAGAAAGUCUGAAAUUGUCAUCAAGUGUCUCACUGGAAAUCGAGUCAAGUUCGAGUAUAAAGGAUACUUCUGUUACCUCAACAUCAGAAUCUACGGAAUACACUACGAUUUAUGCCCCUACAACAUCAACUAUUACCAUAACUUCCUGUGAUGGAGGUUCCUGUCACACAUCUACUGUACCAACUGGAAUUACCAUAGUUACUGUUACUGACGAAACACAAGUUACUACGUAUACUACGUACUGUCCAACAACAGAAGUUGUACCAAUUACUCCCACUUCUUCGUCACCUGAAGUAUCAUCUUCCAAAGCACUGUCGUCUUCUAUAGAAAAAUCUUCUUCUGAAGCAAAGCCAUCAAGCAAAAUAUUUUCGUCUUCCCAAGAACCGACAUCUUCAUCUUCCAAGUCGUCUUCUGAAGCAGUGUCAUCGAAAGUAUCGUCUGUACAGCCUUCUUCUACUACUGAGCAUAAGAGUGCAUCUACAUCUGAUCAAAUAUCAAGCAUUUCUACGCCAGCCAAAUCUAGUUCCGAAGAAAGUAUGAGAUCUUCAUCAAGUUUCUCACUGAAAAUCGAGUCAAGUUCGAGUAUAAAGGAUACUUCUGUUACCUCAACAUCAGAAUCUACGGAAUACACUACGAUUUAUGCUCCUACAACAUCAACUAUUACCAUAACUUCCUGUGAUGGGGGUUCCUGUCACACAUCUACUGUACCAACUGGAAUUACCAUAGUUACUGUUACUGACGAAACACAAGUUACUACGUAUACUACGUACUGUCCAACAACAGAAGUUGUACCAAUUACUCCCACUUCUUCGUCACCUGAAGUAUCAUCUUCCAAAGCACUGUCGUCUUCUAUAGAAAUAUCUUCUUCUGAAGCAAAGUCAUCAAGCAAAUUCCUAUCAUCUUCUCGCGUGCUGACAUCCUCCAAAAUUUCUUCGAUAGAAUCAUCACAUAUGACUAGACAAACCAGUUCGUCUAAGAUUCAUCAUAGUUCAAGUACAUUUGUCUCUAGUUACAAAUCUAGUUCCGAAGAAAAACUGAAGUCUUCAUCAAGUGUCUCACUGAAACCCAAAUCUAGUUCGAGCGUCAAAGAUACUUCUGUUACUUCAACAGAGUCCACCGAUUAUACAACGAUCUAUGCUCCUACAACAUCAACAAUUACUAUAACUUCCUGCGACGGAGAUUCCUGUCACACCUCAACUGUACCAACCGGAAUUACUAUAGUUACAAAAACUGACGAAACACAGGUUACUACGUAUACGACUUAUUGCCCAACCACAGAAGUUGUACCUGUUACGACACCUUCCUCUUCUGUGGAUCUUAUUUCGCUGUCUGAAUCCCCAAGUGUUGCUUCGACGAAACAUUCAAGUGAUUCAAUCAUCACAAGUUCCUAUCUUUCUUCGGAAAGCUAUAGCACCACACUUUCAAAAUCUACUGAAACCACUGAAAGCUCCAAGUCUUCGUUGACCUCAUCAAAACCCUCCAAAACUAAGGAUAGGUCAUCUAGUAUUAAAAGCACUAGUAUAACAAUUCCCUCGAGCCUGACACCAGCGAGUACCACUAUUCACGUACCUACAACAUCUACUAUAACAAUGACAUCUUGCGACGAAAAUGAAUGUACUACCUCAGAAAUUGAGACCGGUAUCACUAUUGUAACUACCACUAACAAAUCGGGAACCACCAGCUAUACAACAUACUGUCCCUUGACUACGGAAUCCAAUGCGGAACUGUCAACAGUAGAAUCGAGCUGGGAUCAGUCCUCUACUGAAUCGUCAUUCUAUACUGAAUCUAUAUCUGAGACUCCAAAACCUCACUCAAGUUAUGAAGCUUCCGAAACUAUUACUACUAGUCCCCAAUUAUCUUCUGUUGAAUACACUUCAGUUCAAGAAACUUCAAUUUCUUCUGAUACCGAAUCAGAAACCGAAGAUCAUAUAGGAUCAGUAUCAACAUCCAGUACUAACACCAAAGAUAUCACGAUUACAUUGACGAAAGAAAUUACUUCCACAUCAUGUGCUGACCAACAACACUGUUCAACUACAGUAUUAUCUACAGUUGUGACCUCAACCUCCUCCUUCAUAUUGCCUUCAUCAACUCUUAACUCUUACUCUCUCCCUUCGUCUAUUGCAAUCGAAUCAAGCUAUGAGGGUUUGGCUUGGAGUGGAAAACCAAUAUCUACUUUCAAUGCAAUAGUACCACUCAUAUUUACCUUUUUGUCUUUAUUCUAG